AUGGCUCCAGAGUCCAACCCCGCGAAAGGCGGAAGAAUGAUGUCGUUGUAUGCAAAUCUGCUAGACUCACCAGCCGAACCCACAGCUGGAACUAUCUCCCGCGCCCCCGUCGUCUUUAAGCAAAGCUCCGAGAACGAUGCGCAAACCGACGAGUCCGCUGCAAAGAAGCAGCAGCAACUCAAUGCUGCGUCUCUUCGAUUUCAACCUACCAAGCGACCGCAGCUUUCAGCUCAAAAACCCAAGCCCAAGCCAUCACUACCCAAAGCUACACUACCGCCUGGUACAGGCCAGGCCUCGGCUCCUACUGCGGCUCCAAUGAAGAGCACCUUAGCUGACUGGGCUGCUACGGAGGACGAUGACUUUGGGAACUACAUGGGCGAGAAACGACAACGAGGAGGGAGAAAAAAGCGAAAGAAGAACGACAAUAAUCGCGAAUCACACACGGCUCCGCAGAACUGGGAUGACAUCUAUGAUCCCUCGCGACCGAAUAACUACGAAGAAUACCGCCAUAGUGAUGAGAAGAUUAUCGAAGUUCGCGAAUGGAAGGAUCGCCUGUACGCGCAUAAGAUGAGACGCUCACCGAGCAUAGACUCUGAUAGCGAUGAUUAUGACCGGCCCAUGAAUCGCCAAUUUGCACCACCAAGUAGCUUCGCACCACCGCCAAAUCUAAACGCCGUACCACCCCCUCCUCCCGCUCCAGUCUCGGAAGAUGCAUCUGGAGAAGAUGCGUUUACUCGCCGCGCACUCAUGAGCCAGCCAAGCAAUGCCAAUGUAAAUAUGCAUGAUCCCGACACAUCAAUACCACCUCCCCCAUCAGACGAUAUUCCCCCGCCACCACCUUCACGCCCCCUCGACUCCUUCCAGCCUAGCUCUGCCACAAUAUCCCGCGCACCUGUUCGCUACACCCUCCCACCAGCCCCAGCAGAUAUACCAGCAUCCGAAGCAGAGCUUGAAGAGGUAUUUGCCAAAGAACAAGCCGGGGAGGGCGAGGGCGAUAUGGGGGAUGAAACCGGUGAAGAUACAUCGCGUUCCCUUCGCCCUGGGCAGAAAGGAUUUGCGGAGCGUUUACUAUCAAAGUACGGUUGGACCAAGGGAUCCGGACUUGGUGCUACGGGGUCAGGUAUCGCAAAGCCUUUACAGGUUAAAGUUGAGAAACGAAAGAAGCGGCCUGAUGCCGAGGGAGGAGGCUUUGUCACUCCUGCUGGGCUAGGCAAGAUCAUUGGAGGAAAGAGGAAGGGUGCAAAUGAUACUGGUAAAUUUGGACCCAUGAGCGAAGUGAUUAUUCUUCGUGGAAUGUUGGAUGGUAUGGAUCUCCAAGCCGAGUUGGAAAACGGCGAGGGUGGGGGUUUAAUGCAGGAGAUUGGAGAAGAAUGCUCUGAGAAGUACGGGAGUGUGGAACGAGUUUACAUUGCCCGCGAUGCGGGCACUCCGAUACCUGUCUUUGUCAAAUUUACAAGCCCCCUAUCUGCUCUCCGAGCCGUAAACGCUCUUGAAGGACGAGUAUUCAAUGGAAAUACCAUCACAGCACGAUUCUUUGAAACCGAAAAGUUCGAAGAGGGAAUCUACGUUGAUUAA
This is a messenger RNA of Penicillium angulare, 1575 nucleotides long. RefSeq lists its product as uncharacterized. Gene Ontology annotation, cellular component: precatalytic spliceosome. The record is from RefSeq and is a predicted model, not a curated record. The transcript has 5 exons. Bases 1 to 1575 code for a protein of 524 amino acids. Gene Ontology annotation, biological process: mRNA cis splicing, via spliceosome. Gene Ontology annotation, molecular function: RNA binding. NCBI's taxonomy places the organism in Eukaryota, Fungi, Ascomycota, Eurotiomycetes, Eurotiales, Aspergillaceae.